Sporisorium graminicola is the source of this 3156-nucleotide messenger RNA. RefSeq lists its product as uncharacterized. Gene Ontology annotation, cellular component: trans-Golgi network; Golgi membrane. The record is from RefSeq and is a predicted model, not a curated record. Gene Ontology annotation, molecular function: serine-type endopeptidase activity. Gene Ontology annotation, biological process: protein processing. The transcript has a single exon. Bases 1 to 3156 code for a protein of 1051 amino acids. NCBI's taxonomy places the organism in Eukaryota, Fungi, Basidiomycota, Ustilaginomycetes, Ustilaginales, Ustilaginaceae.
AUGAAGGCCGUCAAGCUGUCCAGCUCCCUUUCGCUGCUUCUCGCUGGCAUCUUGGCUGUGUCUGCUGCCCAGCCUCAAACCAGCGGCGACGCCUCGCUCGCUGCCAGAAGCUGCUCAGGCGAAGGAGGAGCAACACCACACUUUUCACAACACCACAAGCGCGCAGCGCACCAUCCGUGGUCGCAUCAGAAACGCACGGUCCCGCUUCCUGCUCCCCGAUCCUACGACACACAUCACUACUAUGUCGUCGAGGUUCACGCCCACGCAGGCCAAGAGGUGGACCCACGCCAUGUGGCAGAGUCGCUCGGUGCCGAGUUCGUCGAGCAGGCAGGUGAAUUGCGAAAUCAUUGGCUGGUUCGAUCCCAAAAACCCAUGCCACAGCUGGCAGAGACAUUGGCGAAGCGCAGCAACGCCGACGCCUCUUCUUCUGCAGCUCCAUCAUCUGCGUCCGUGGCACGCCCAGAUGUCCCGGAACACCAAGACCCCGUCCUCCAGCGGUGGUCCCACAUCCGUCGUUCCGCUCGCGAUCCUGGAUUCACCACCACUCACAGCCUCUCCAAGCGUCAGCACGCCGCUGCGCUCUCGAUAAAGGCCGUCGAGCGUCAGCAAGUCAGGCUGCGUCACAAGCGCAACGUCCUCUACGAUCCAGCACAGAUGCCGCACCUCUAUCCCGAGCGUCGCGAUCCCCUCCCAGCACCGGACGCCUGGCCAUUUCAUCAUGUGAGGUCAGCGGACCCCUCACCUCGACCCCCGAUCAUCCCUACUGCCAAGACGGCCGAGAUGAUGUCCACCUUCAACAUCAGAGAUCCUAUCUUCACUGACCAGUGGCACCUUGCCAACGACCGCAAAAUUGGCAAUGACCUCAAUGUCACCGCCGUUUGGAACCAAGGUAUCCUGGGCAAGGACAUCAAAGUCUGCCUCAUCGACGAUGGCCUCGACAUGCACAGCCCCGAUCUCAAGGACAACUUCUACGCACCGGGCAGCUACGACUUCAAUUCGCAUACCGAUCUUCCCGAACCCCGCGAGAGCGAUGAUCAGCACGGUACGCGAUGUGCCGGCGAGAUUGCUGCGGUGAAGAAUGACGUCUGCGGAGUAGGCGUUGCGUACGAGGCCAAAGUUUCCGGCGUCCGUAUCCUUUCGGGGCCCAUCUCGGACGUCGACGAGGCUGCUUCGCUCAACUACGCCUACCAGGAGAACGACAUUUACAGCUGCAGUUGGGGCCCUCCCGACGACGGACGUAGCAUGGACGCUCCCAAGGGCCUGAUCGCAAAAGCCAUGCUCAACGGCGUGCAGAACGGACGCGACGGUAAAGGCAACAUCUUUGUAUUCGCUGGUGGCAACGGAGGCGCUUCAGACGAUCAAUGCAACUUCGACGGCUACACCAACUCUAUUUACUCGAUGACCAUUGCCGCCGUCGACCGCGAGGGCCAACAUCCUUGGUACUCGGAGAUGUGCUCGGCCAUCAUCGCAACCAGCUGGAGUUCGGGCAGCGGAGACCACAUCCACACCACCGAUGUCGCCUGGAACGGCGUCAACCGAUGCACGGGCUCGCACGGCGGUACCAGUGCAGCCGCUCCCCUCGCUGCCGGAGUGGUAGCUCUGGGUCUCAGCGUCCGACCCGAGCUGACCUGGCGUGAUGUACAGCACAUUGCCGUACGCAGCGCCGUCAAGUUCAACCCGGAGGACCCCGACUGGCAGCAGACGCAGGCAGGCCGUCACUUUAACCACAAAUACGGCUACGGCCUCAUCGACGCUUACCAGUUCGUCGAGGAGGCCAAGCGUCACCAGCUUGUCAACCCGCAGGCGUGGUACGAGUCGCCCAACAUCACCUUGCCUGCCACAGAGACGCUCAUUACCGAAUCGGGCACCGAGUCCACUCACACCAUCACCGAGGAGCACCUGAAGGGAGCCAACCUGGCUUCGGUCGAACACGUUACGGUGCGGGUGUGGAUCACCCACCAACGCCGUGGUGACGUCAAUGUCGAGCUCAUCUCGCCACACGGCACCAAGUCGGCGCUGGCGCGGUCGCGACGCUACGAUGAUGCAACCACGGGUUUCCUUGGCUGGUCAUUCAUGACGCUUAAGCACUGGGACGAAUCGCCCAUCGGCGAGUGGAAGCUGCGCGUCUUCGAUCCGGCGCAUCCCAACAAGGUGGGCAACAUCUACGCUUGGAGCAUGUCGCUGUGGGGGGCUUCGAUCGAUCCGUCCAAGGCGGUGGCGUGGAACUUCCCGGAAGACUCGGUGGAGUACCAUGAGAAGCUGCCCAGUGCUCCGGAGACCACGAUCAUCAAGCUGCCGCCCAGCUACACCUCGUCGGCGCAGCUCAAGAAGCCCACGGACCACCUGCCUUCGGAUCACGGUAGCGCCGAGGGCGAGUCGCACGUUGAUUUUACCAACCACAACGGCAGCGUUCCCAUCAGUGUACAGCCCGAAGCCGAUACGGGCUACAUCCAGGGGCUCAAGAAGAACAGCACGUGGGUGGUGGUAGCUGGUGGGCUGGUGGUCAUUUUCGCCGGAUCGCUGGCGGCGUUCUUUGUGAUGCGCAAGAGGAAGAUGGGUCGUGGUCUGGGUGGUGGUGGCGGAGGAGGCGGGCGUGGAGAUGGAGGCGGAUACGAGUCGCUCGCCAACGAUGAAGAGGUGGCGAUGGGCGAGCUGGACGAUGAAGGUAGAAGAUCUUCGCGUCGCGGGCACGGGGAAAAGUCGCGUAGGACCAAGGAGCUGUAUGAUGCCUUUGCCGAAGGCUCGGAUGACGACGAGGAUGGUGACGACAACGGCGAGCCCAGCGGCCGCCGUGAGGGUCGAGGCCUGCUUGGCCGCGUCGGACGUGGGCUGGGCGCUGACGAACCGUACCGCGACGACCUCGACGACGAUGAAGUCGACGGCGAUCACAGAUUUGCCCUGCACGACGACGAGGCGGAAGACGACGACGAAGCGAAUACUACCAGUGUCUCCGCCACUGCUCCAGGGAAAGGAGAGGCAAGCGAGAAGGCUACAGCGGCAACUGGAGCCAUUGUCGACCUUGGCGACGAUGAUGACGAGGGAGAAGAGGCCGAUCGUCGAUCGGGAGGUUCGGGAACGGGCUCAGCCGGCGAUGGUAGUUGGCAAGACGCGGCGGAGGGGCGAGAUCUGUUGGCUGGGCUCGGGCAACCCAAGUGA